AUGAUGAUGGCAGUGCACUGAUCAUGAGUCUUCUGCUCUGUGAGGUCCCUCUGGCCAUGGGGUGGCUUGUUAACCCCCAGAUCUCUGACAGCUCAGACUUGGCAGCACGGUCAGCAUGGGCAGAGCAGCUGUCUCUGUCUCUACUCCCACCCUACUCCUUGUCCCCCGAUCACCCAGUGGAUCCCAAUAUGUGUAUCCAGAUCCUCCAUGAAUUUGCUAACAAUAGUGGCGAUCUGAGCAGCUGUUUGGCAAGCAUGGCAUGGCCCGUGCGGGUGUGCCAGCAUUGUUACAAGGAAUACGCACAAAUCAAAGCGACAAUGAACAAGAUCGGAAGUCCUCUGCAGAAUAGCAGCACAGUAAGUUGUGGAACCACACUGCUUCGCUCUGAUAGGGUUCAAGUUAUUGUUGCUCUUUAUAAUUUCUUUGAUGAUGUGUGGACUGCUUCAAAGUGUGCAAGUUGCUUGCAGACAGACGAACAACACAGAUGUACUGAAUACCACGGCUGAAUUUAUGAACUUAUUUGAUCAGUUGAUGCACUGUUUCAACAGCUCCUUGGGACCAGAUCAUGGCAAUUUUUCAAAUGUUUGCCGUCUUUGUAAUGGUAGCUACGGGCGUCUUAAUAAUCUGUACACUGUAUUAGAACAUGGCAACCAGCUGUGUAUCGAUUUAGAAGAUGCUAUGAACAGCACUCGUAGUCUUUGGAGUGGAGUUUUCAACUGCACAUUGCCCUGCACAGACACUGUUCCAGUGAUUGUAGUUACAGCAUUCAUCCUAUUCCUGCCUACCGUUUUCUACUUAGUUGCCAUCCUUCAUUCUGAGCAACGGAAGCGUAAACUGAUAGUAGCAAAGAGGUUAAAAUCGAAUGCUAACUUGGCACACUUACAGGAGGAAAGUAAUUGA
This is a messenger RNA of Staurois parvus, 900 nucleotides long. The record is from the annotation of a GenBank genome assembly. Lineage: Eukaryota; Metazoa; Chordata; Amphibia; Anura; Ranidae.